Messenger RNA from Caenorhabditis elegans, 759 nucleotides. It is a transcript of the gene Y82E9BR.8, whose product is annotated as DUF3707 domain-containing protein. The transcript is spliced from 5 exons. Bases 1 to 759 code for a protein of 252 amino acids. The record is from RefSeq and is marked reviewed. NCBI's taxonomy places the organism in Eukaryota, Metazoa, Nematoda, Chromadorea, Rhabditida, Rhabditidae.
AUGUACUGUGAAGGAGACUACAAACUUCUGGUAUUUGACCCAGUAGUGGGACAAAGUGCACAUACUUUCGGCGCAUUAUCUGCUGAUGGAUUCUGCGAUGCUAGUACUCAGACUUGGUCAAUUGACGAGGGAAGUGGAAAAUUCGUGACAAUCAAUCAGAUGAACGGAGUUUGUGUGAAAAAUUCCAAAUGUCGGUGUGCUUCAAUGGACCUGUACAAUGAAAACGCUGGGUAUUACAUCGGCCAAGACAGUUUUUACCAAAGCUAUGUGAAAGACAAUGUUUUCGUUCCUGCAAAUGUAACACUCUCCGCUGAUGGCUGCCAGUUCAAACGGUUUUGUCCCGGAAAUAGCGAACCUAUCAUAUAUUGGUCACGUCCCGAUGAUCCCGAUUACUUGUCGCAAAUGGAGUACAUCACCGAUAAAUCAACGUGCGAUCCGAAAACCGGCAUUUGGGCUUUGACCGACGGUACCACUAUUCGAUAUGCCGAACUAUUUGCACCAAUGUGUGUGUUCCGUGAUCGCUGCGCCACUUGUGACUUUCUGGCUCUACAGCCUUCGAAUAUAUUCGAAAUCGUUUCAACAGAAAAUCCGUUAUACAAAAUUUUUACAAUGACGACAAUUAGGAGCCCAACUAUUCAAAUGGAGGACUGUAGGAUGUCUAUGUCCUGUGAAUACGUUGGCUACUCCCUUAUAAUGCUCGACCCAAUAACCGCGAAGAAUAGUGGCUAUACUGUAAGAAACAUCCAUCUGAACCAUUAA